CCUCAAUGCUCAUUGCUCUCUAUCCAAUAGCCAAAGAUGGGCAUUUCUUGAGAAAGAGUGACAGGCCAGGAUAUCCCAGAACACACUUGGACUUGUGAGAUAACCUUACUCGCAUGGACGAUUUUUCUCUUCCUCGCAUGCCGGCACUCAGGCUUUUCUAUGCAUUAUGGACUUUGACUCUUCUCUCGCAAACAAGGAAGUCUGGAAAAGGCAUAAACGAGACAUCUGACAGGCAAACCAGAAACUGCCAAGCCGAUCCGAUCUGGUGUGGAGAUAUGCGGAUCUGCAUCAACGUCAUGCAAAGACAAACGGUGGAGGUGAAAAGCUUCACGAUUACCGGAAACGGUGCACUUUGCGAUGAUAAGAGAAUCAAUCUUGUGACUGAGAUAUCGACUUGGGUAUUUAGCCGUGCCGUCUCAGCAGAGAGCACUGCCGAGCCAGGUUUCGAAAAGUGCCGUCACAAGGACAGAUUCAAGCUCAUGCUAAGACGUUGAGAUGUGAAUGGUGGCUUGGUGCCUUGAUAAGGAGACAAGACAAGACAGGACAGGAGGACAGGACAAGAUAAAGUCAACCGUUUGAAGUUGGUCGUUGGUGUGCUUACCGAAAGCUGACAUCGGAAGCUGGCGGCGGAGAGGAGAAAUACAGUAGACCAUGGUUUUAAUGGACUUGAUGGGAUUAGGGGGGCACGAUCCGAGAGUCUAGCGAACACA
Molecule: messenger RNA, 710 nt
Organism: Mollisia scopiformis
Lineage: Eukaryota; Fungi; Ascomycota; Leotiomycetes; Helotiales; Mollisiaceae
Exons: 1
Coding region: 114-494 (126 amino acids)
Source: RefSeq, a predicted model, not a curated record